Messenger RNA from Heterocephalus glaber (naked mole-rat), 1559 nucleotides. Lineage: Eukaryota; Metazoa; Chordata; Mammalia; Rodentia; Bathyergidae. The record is from RefSeq and is a predicted model, not a curated record.
AUGCUGGCUCAAACAUCAGCUGGGGCGAUUGGCACCGGGCCAGCGCUAUUCAAACCCGCUCGCCUUAAUCAAUUAGUUCGUGAUUUGCUGCAGACCCCUGUCUCUCCGCGCGCUGGCCCAAUAAGCCGGCCGCGGGGCUGGCUCUGCGCGCCGCGCAGCCCGACACUGGGUCAACCCUCUUCGCGACCGCCUGGGACUCCGCGGCCCGGCCGCCGGGGGCCUCCUCCUCGCCACUGCGCGCCCGGAGCCCCUGCCGGCCCCCCCCGCUCGCUCCCCCCCCAUCCCGGGCUGGGCCGCCCCAAAUUAGCAAGCCCUCCCCGGAAUGGAGCCGCCCCCGCGGGGGGUGGGGAGCGGGCGCGGGCGCGCGGCGAGCGAACUUCCAAACUCGGGCGCGCCGCGCCGGCCGCAGGGGGAGGAGGUCCCGUGGCAGGAUGGGGGUGGGGGGGGGAGACGUCCCGUUUCGUGAGUGUUUCUUCGUUCAGGAGCUACCAGAAAGCAGCCCACCCCCACCCUCAUAAAAAAAAUAAGCGAGUGGGGAAGAGCCAGCCCCACGCCGGUCCGCCUCCCGCCCGCGGCCCGGCCUCCCUCCCGCUUGCCGCCCGGCUCGGCGUUUCUUCGCCCCGAGUUCUCCAUCCCCUGGAUCGCGGGCUCGCGGGGAAGAGGAUCGAGGAAAGAACUCGACUACCCUGUUUGGAUCAAGAUCAGCAAGGGAUGCCCACCCAGGAGGAGAAGGCAGAUUCCUUAGACCUACUGACUGCAGCAUCUACACCAGGUAACAACAGUGCUCAUUCCACCUCCUGCACCCACCACACACAGUCUUGGAAUGUAAACCCUAAUAAUUUUGCCCAGAGAUACCAACAAGAACAUGGAGUGCUGGACAUCUGGACCCAGAAGAUGAUCAUGUCCUGUUGUGGGAGGCAGAGUUCCUGCCUCCUAGGAGGACCUCCCCAUCUGAUCCACAGGAUCCCACCUGAUUCAACCACAGGCCACUGAUUUGGUUUAAGGUUUCUAGUUCUAGAAAUAUGCACAUUCCCAGGUAGCAAUGGAGGAUGAUGUUUUCAGGGUCUGCAGGUCAUUUCUAGCACCCUAGGACUGGGUUUGUCAUUCGCUGGGAGGAAGUAUGAGGUGUAAGGAUGGUUAAGAAGCAGAAUUGUCUGGGUCUGGAUCAUGGCAACCAAAUAAAGAAGCAGGGAUGACUCGAGCCCAACUUCUCAGUUUUUGCUGAGGUCCAUCCUUGGCUUCUGGGUGCUAUCUCAGGCAAGAUAUUAGAAAGAGAGUUUUAAGAUUUAGGGCUGUUUUUCGAAAAAGUCAAGUACAUAGUAGCCCCUAUAGUCUAUUUUCUGUUGUUAUAAUAAAAUCCCCAAGAUUGGGUAACUUAUAAAGCAGAGAUGUUUAUUUUGGCUCAUGGUUCUGAAGGCUGGGAAAUCUAAGACCACGGUGGUGGUGAAAGCUUCAUGCUGUUUCAACUCAUGGCAGAAAGUGGAAGGGAUCAUAUGGUGAGACAGAAAGCAAGAGAAAGCCAUGAAAGCUGGACACUUCAUAGCAUUUCCCUCCCUCCC